CAGGCUCCUAACUUAUCCCUGGCUAUAACGGAGCAGCAACGUGCGGGACCUUACUAGUCUACCUAAUACGCCGUCACACUGGAGCCCACUCUACACGCUCCCAGCGCCCACCCUACUCUCUGCUCCCUGUACGCGCCCUGGCUCCUCUUUUGUGCGCAGUAACCGGACAGCAGGACCCCGCGAGCUGUAGUGACCAGCAUCUUCACCACCAGAAUUCUUAUAUAGAGAAGCCAAUCUGGACUUGAGUCACGAGAUGCCAGGGCUUGCCAAUGUCAUUAUGGUAAUGCAGAGGAUACCAAGAUGCAGAUCCACUACACUGUAAACUGGGAUAUAUUGAAAUGAAAGCAGCCAGUGGUAUGUGAUACCAGGCUGAAGUAUUUUGAUGGCAAGCGAUCUGCAGUCUUUUGUGCCACCAUCUUGCAUAGAUAGUCAGGAAUGAAGUCAUGUCUGUCAAAACUCAGAAACCUUUGCAAGAUAUUUUCUCUCAUCUUUCCAGCUAUCACUAUUCUUUAUUUGAUUUACAUUGUGAUUCUAGUGAAGGUUAUUUUGCCCAUGCAGACUUCAAAUUUGGCGCUUCUGAACCCAACACCCUUGGAAGAGAAUGACUGUGAGGGAAAUGUGAUAAAUGAUACUAUUAUAAAACUUAACAACAGCCGGACAUACUUGAUUGCAGCCUACUUAGACCUACGUAUUGUGAGCCGCGUCCGCAUCCUUGGAAUUACUUACAGAUACGUGGAGGAACUAUUGUAUUGCAAUUUUUGUUUUUAUGAUACAAAUGACACAGUUUUGGUUGAAGUCGAUGUACAUACAGACCAUUUUAACUUCCCUUAUGGGACAACAGAUUUCCUCUGCCCAUUAAGAGAUAAAAGAAUCCCUGAGUAUGUUUCUAUACACCAAGAAGGCAAUGAUCUUCCCUCUGUGCCCAUCCUUUUAAAGAUACAAAAUAUCCAACCACAAAAAAACAACCCAUCUCUGCAAUUUGAAUAUGAUUUUCUUAUCUGUAUUUCCGCCUUAUUUGGUUCAUACGAUAAUGUUCUGCAGUUUAUUCAGGCAAUGGAAAUGUAUCAGCUAUUGGGAGCACAGAAAGUAAUUAUAUAUCACACAGACUCUAGUCCUGUAAUGAAGGAAGUUCUAUCAUAUUAUUUAAAUACGGAUUUUUUGGACUUAAUACCAUGGCCAAUUACUUCUUUUAUAAAUGUUUCAACUGGUUGGCAUUAUCCUGAGCACCCAGGAGAUUUACAUUAUUAUGGCCAAACUGCAGCCCUAAAUGACUGUCUUUAUCGCCAUAUGUACAAAAGCAAAUUCAUUGCUCUCCAUGAUAUUGAUGAGAUUAUUUUACCCACCAUUCAUAAAGAUUGGACUGAAAUGUUGGAUUACCUUGAAAACACCAGCCCAACAGCCAGAGCUUUUCUUUUUCAAAACCACGUCUUUCCAACAACAUUCAAAGAUAAAGCUAACUCUAUGACCCCAGAAACAUGGCUGUCUGUGCCUGGGCUCAAUAUACUGCAACAUGUCUACAGAGAGCCAAACUUACCCAAUGAACUUAACCCCACAAAGAUGAUAAUAAACCCCCGGAAUGUUAUAAGAACGUCCGUACAUGUGCCGUUAGAUUUGAUUGGCACCGAGUUCUGUGUGCCAGAGGACAUUGCAAAACUGUGCCAUUAUAGAGAACCUAAACAGAAAGGCCUGGAAAAGGAAUUCCUUAUAAAGGACACAAUAAUGUCAAGAUAUGAAAUUCAUUUAAUUAAAAGGGUAAACAAAGUGCUGAAACAAAUAAAGUCGCUAAAGACUGGACUUAAAGCUAAAAUAAAGUGACAAAAUCCAGUUUUGUAGGUUCUGUUGUUGUUGCACUAAAGUAAAUUAAUAAACUGCUUUCCUGGAUAA
Bombina bombina (fire-bellied toad) is the source of this 1884-nucleotide messenger RNA. RefSeq lists its product as uncharacterized. The transcript has 4 exons. The record is from RefSeq and is a predicted model, not a curated record. The coding region runs from base 436 to 1815 and encodes 459 amino acids. NCBI's taxonomy places the organism in Eukaryota, Metazoa, Chordata, Amphibia, Anura, Bombinatoridae.